This is a messenger RNA of Lucilia cuprina (Australian sheep blowfly), 3754 nucleotides long. RefSeq names its product caprin homolog (gene Capr). NCBI's taxonomy places the organism in Eukaryota, Metazoa, Arthropoda, Insecta, Diptera, Calliphoridae. Gene Ontology annotation, cellular component: cytoplasm. The record is from RefSeq and is a predicted model, not a curated record. The coding region runs from base 150 to 3668 and encodes 1172 amino acids. The transcript is spliced from 4 exons. Gene Ontology annotation, molecular function: RNA binding.
AAAAACCGAGUUUUUGGGGAAGAAAAAUAUAUAAGAGAAGAAAAAAAAAGAACUGAAAAAAAUUGUGCAAAAAAACACAAAUAAAACAUAUACACGCUCAUUUUGUCUGUGUUGUGCUUCAUUCCUGUUUCAGUUUUUAUCCGUGGAGGAUGCCUUCUGCUUCAAAUAAUAACCAAUCAAAUACUAAACUAGUGAAACAAACCUCCGUGAAUUCGGUUAAUUCUGGAGGUGCAAGUGGAACUAGUGGUGGCGGUACUAAAGGUAGUAGCAAGAAAAUAACGGAAAAUAUAACAAAAUCCAACAAUGCCACUACCAACAACAGCAACUCAACCACCAAUAACAAUGAGACAUCAUCAUCAUCCAGCAUAAAAACGGCUAAAGAAAAUACCAACAAUGUGGUGGCCGCUGCUGCAGCGGCAAAUAGCAAAAAUUGGGAAACAUCCUCGGCGGCUGGAAAUGCUUCAUCUACUACAGCUAAUAAGGAUGCUGGCAAUGAUGCCUUGAAUCCCAUGAAAUUGACUUUUACCACAAUUGAGCAUAAAAUACGCAAUUUGGAAAAACGCAAGACAAAAUUGGAAGGUUAUCGCGCCAUACAGGCUUCUGGCAAAGAAUUAAGCUCUGAUCAAAAGGCUGCAGUGGCUAAAUAUGAUGCUGUUAUGGCUACUUUGGAAUUUGCCCGGGAUUUGGUUAAACAAAUGCAGCAAUUCACCAAAGAUGCCGAAAAAGAGCAAAAGAAACAGGCUCGCAAGGAGUUAAUUGCCAAAGCCCAGGCUGAGACCAUUAAAAUACGUGAAGUCUUAAUAAUUCAAAAUAUUUUGUCCUGUUUCACCGAUGAAGCGGUACGCAAUGAUUUCUUGUCCGGCGAGAAUGGCGCUGCCAAAUUGGAGCAAAGUGAAAUGGAAAUUAUAGAAAAAUUCUGUUUCGAUGUCCAAACCAGACGUCCAGAAACGUCAGAAGAUGUCCCUUUUGCAACUUCAGCCCAAAAAGCCGCCGAAAUCUUUUCCAUGACCAUAGAUGCUCGCCCCAAACAGUAUGGCGAGACCACCUAUGAAAGUGUUAAGCGUAUUUUCCAUCGUAUACAAGAAUCUGACUAUUUGGAUAAAAUCUAUUUAACGGAUGUACCAGAACCAGAGUUAAAAACUUUGGACGACGAUUUGGAGCCAGAAGUAAACGUGAAUAAUGAGGAAGUAACUGAAAUUAUAACACAAGAACAGGAUUUAAAUGCUUUAGAAGAGGGUAUGGAUACCAUGAAUCUGGAGGGCGGUAAUAUGACUCAAUCAGGUCAUGAGGCACCCAUAGUGGACAAUGUUGGACUAAUCCCUCAACAACAGCAAGGUUUUAAUAAAGAACACUUGGAUUUACAGCAGCAACAAGUGGCUUUGGCAAAUAUGCCUCCUCAGGCAGUCGCAGCCCCCAUAAUGAAUGCCCCCAUGGCACCACCAGCCACGGCAGUGCCCUCAUUCCAACCGGCUGUAGCCACAGCACAUUCGGGUAACACUACACCCGUACAUGUGGCCAUGUAUCAUGCCUCAAUGGCACAGCCUACACCCCAACAACUACAACAAAUGCCAAAUGCAGCCGCAUUAAUGGGCGCGGUACCCACUAACGCUGCCGGCCAGUUGAUGACAGGUUUAGCAAGUCAACAACAGACAGGAGUGACAGGCGUUAAUGCUGCACAAGCUAAUCAACAGCAGCGACAAAUGCUUAACAGUCCUGCUGGCCAACCCUUAAACAUGCAUAAUGCCAAUCCCCAACAACAAGCUCCACCUCCGGGUCAUUUCAAUCCCACUCCCGUACAUGCCGUAGAGCAGAAUUUCUUUAAACAUCCAACUAAUCAUCAUCAACAGCAGCAACAGCCACCUCAACCGCAACAACAACCACAGCAGCAACAACAGUAUUUGCAACAAAUAAGACCAUUGGCCGAAGUUAUUGGUAGUGGUAACUUCUAUUUCCUGCAGGACAGUGAACUAGACUCUCCCGAUCUAAAUAAUCAAGGCGUACAAGGUGUUCCACAAAACACUAUAGUGUUCGAACAGCAACAACAGCAGCCUCUGCAACAAAAUAAAACUACGCAAAAUUUAUUAACGGAGCAACAACAAACCGCAAAUACACCAAAUCAGCAACAACAACAACAAUUGCAACAGCAACUUAACCAGCAACUUCCUCCCACACAGCAAAACCAACAACAACAGCAAACUGCUACACAAACACCCAUACAAACUCAAACAUUCACAAAUCAAUCAUUCCCACAAAUGCCACCACCACAGCAGCAACAACAGGCUAACCCUAAUGCUAAUAUCUUGCAAAGUCAAACUCCCAGUCCCUUAUUCCAGCAGCAACAGCAACAAAAGGGCAACCAACAACAAUUGUUUUCACCGGUACAAACACAACAACAACUGGCCACACCUCAGCAACAGCAGCAAUUAAUGGCUGAAGCUUUACAGCAACAGCAGCCUCCUAAUUCUUUAAUGAUGAUGAAUCGUUUGGCUAAUGCUAAUGCUCCCUCUACACCCUUAAUGCAACAACAGCAACAGGGACUUUUGCAACAGCAACAACAACAAUUGACACCACAAAAUCAAAAUUUGGUGGGAAAUAUGCAGCAGCAACCACAACAGCAACAGCAAUUACCAACUAAUAACUCCACAGCAGAUAUGAGUCAAACUCCUAAAAAUGCCGGGUUUCUAUUUGAAAAUCCCGUGGUAGCCGGUCUCAGUUAUGAAAAACAAAUGCAAAAUAAACUCAAUGCCGAAAAAGUAUUGAAUGCAUUGCAAGAAGCCAAUGCUAGUAACAACACUCAUCAUUUACACAAAAACGAUUUGAUAAAUGAAUGGGAUGAAUCGGUAUUAAAGGCCUCGAGUGGCACUUCUGCAACAAACAAUAGCCAACAGGAUUUUAAAACCACAACUGUGGAAGCAUCCACUAAUAAAUGGAGUGCCGAGGUAAAUGCCAAUUCGCCCAUUACGGUGCAGCAAACACAAACGCGUAAAAAUGAAUGGACUGCCACGGCCAACAACAGCAGCAAUAAUGCCAACGUAAAUAGCAAUUCUGCGGAUACCAGUGCGGGUGGUUAUGUCAAUGAUAAUCGCUCAGAAACGAAUCACUGGCAUUCACAGGAUUCUGGCAGUUAUGGCAGAGGUUCUUCGAGUGGCAAUCGCGGCCAAGGUGGAGGUGCUAAUUCGGGCGGUUAUCAAAGACAACGCAAUGAUGACAGACGGGAUGAUAGACGUCCAGGAGGAGGCAGUGGUGGUUAUAGGGGACGCUCUAAUUAUGGCUCAGGCAAUCCACCACAAAACGGACAAACACGCGGCAGUGGUGGUGGAGGCGGCAAUUCUAGUGGUAUUUAUUUCCGCAAUAAUGAAAAUGCUACCAACAACUCUUACUACCAAAAUGGCAGUGGUGGUGGAGGCGGCGGUGGCGCUGGCAGCAAUGUGUAUUCCAACAAGGAUUCACGUUAUGACUCGCGCAGCGGUGGAGGUGGCAAUUAUAGGGGCCCACGUGGCUCCGACAACAACUCUGCCAACUCCCGCAGCAAUGGUCCACCACCACGUCACAUGGGCAAUCGUUCCACUGGCGGCGGUAACUCCAAUGCAAACACAAACUCGAAUUCUUAUAUGAACUCACGGCAGUCAUCUAAUCGUAUGCCAUUGGGUAUAGAAAAUAAAAAUUAAAACUCCCCGGGAAAGAAAAACAAAACGGUAGAAACUCUCCCUUUAAGAAUUAACAAAUUAAAGACCCACACACACACACACACACA